AUGAAGAAUCUACUGCAGCUCUCAGUGGUCAUAGUUGCUGUCGUGUUGGUACUAUUGACAUGGUACACGACGCUCAUGCCCCAGUGGCUAGUGCAGUCUGGUGAGCGAAACAAGACCGUCUAUUACGCUCAGGGUAUAGGGAUAUGGCUUAAUUACACAGAACAUGUGGGUGAUCCAAGAUUUGAUCCAGGAAAUGCUUUAUGGGUACCACCUCAAGAGAGCGGAGUAGAUACCUACGGUACACAAUGUUCUACGCAGCAUUCUUUCUGUAAUGCAGCAGUGGGCGAGUUGCACAAACAAUAUUGUCAAGUGAUGGAGGUGUAUUGUGGUACAGCGAUGACGUUUUUACAAUUGAUGUUGUCGAUGAUAGCUGGCGUUGCUGUGGUGGUAGUAAUUUGGGCCAUUCAUCUCAUCACUACGACUCACUGCACUAUUGCAGAUUUAUAUCUCAUGCACUUGUGUCUUUUUAACGGCGUCGGUUGUUUGGUGGCGGCGAUGGUUUGGUAUGUAUUCGUAUUUCGACUCAUUAUCAGCUCCACAUUUUACCAAGACCAGUUAAAUCGCUGCUUGGAGAGCACUUCUGGUAGAAUGUGUUGGCAAAUUGGACUCUGUUUUUACUUCUUAAUUGCUGUGGGCGUUUUGAAUUCGAUACUGGCAAUGCUCGUGAUUUCACAUGCGACCAACAAGUUUACACGUUUCCAAAAGUUGUUGCGUCGUAUGUACGAGACAGCAGCAGUAGUGGAGGCUCCGCGACCAGUAGUGAACAUGAAGACGCAGGUGGUAGCGAACAGAGGAAACGAGGCGUUGGAGUCGACGGAGAUGGCAUUAGAUGUCGAAGAAUAUUUCGAGUUGACCAAGUUGGCACCGUUGAAGAAACACCCGUCUGCUUUACUUCCACGGGAUGUUUCUAAGAUAGAUGCAAAGACACAAAAAUGA
This is a messenger RNA of Peronospora belbahrii, 936 nucleotides long. NCBI's taxonomy places the organism in Eukaryota, Oomycota, Peronosporomycetes, Peronosporales, Peronosporaceae. The record is from the annotation of a GenBank genome assembly.